AAGACAGCCUGACUCUCAACACCACAGCCAGAUCUGUAGAAAUUCUUCAUUUGAGGAAUGUGAAGGAGGGGAUGCUGUUCCUGGGCUGUGUGAAGGAGGUGACGGACUUUGAAGUGACUGUUAGUUUACCUUGUGGCCUGCAAGGUUUCCUGAGCAUCAAGAAUAUCUGUGACUCGUACACCAAGCUGCUCAGUAAGCAGCUGGAUUCUGAGAUGGACACAGAGGAGAUCUGCUCUCUUCUGCACCUCUUCUACCCKGGCAUGCUGCUCAGAUGUGUGAUCGCCAAGCUGGAUGUAACAAAAGGAGGAUCGCUCAGCAUCCAGCUGUCCAUCAAUCCAAAGCUGCUCAACAAGAAUCUCACACCGAGCUCUGUAAAAGCUGGAAUGGUUUUGAGUGGAUGUGUGGAGAGUGUAGAAGAGCAUGGCUGCAUUGUUGACAUCGGCAUCAGUGGAACCAAAGCCUUCCUGCCCGAACAAGCCAUGAAAUUCAAGCAAAAUAAAACUCGAGAGCUUAAAGUGGGUCAGUAUUUGACGGUUCAAGUAGAAGAAGUUAAGAGCAGCGGCCGCGUGGUGCGCCUCUUGGCAAACCCCUCCGCCGUGACCCAGGGCUGUGCCGACGCCAAGCAGGGCUGGAACCUCACCAACCUUCUGCCGGGCCUGCUGGUCAGAGCCACCAUCAAAAAGGUGACCAAACACGGUCUGAUCCUGGACUUCCUGUCCUCCUUCACUGGCCAGGUGGAUUGUCUCCACAUGGAGCCUGGAAAGGUGUUCAUGUACACUGAGGGACGCCAGGUGCAAGCGUGCGUGCUGUACCUGGAGCCCUCCAGCCGAGGAACCACCUGAAGGAGUCCUACAAAGAAGCCGAUGAAAACAAAGUGUUUGCGAUGCCAGAGCACACCUGUCGGAUCAUGGACUUCAGCCUCAUCGAUCAGAUUCAUUUUGUAACUUUGAGAAAGAGUCUGAUUGAGAAACCUUUUUACAAAUAUUCAGAUUUUCAUGCCGGUCAGAUUAUAGAGGGGACGGUUUCAAGCCUCCUGAGUUAUGGGAUGGUGGUUUAUGUKUCUGAUAACAUUAAAGGUCUGGUACCUCGGACUCACCUCUCUGACAUCAUCCUCAAGAACCCAGAGAAGAAAUACACGGAGGGAAUGAAGGUUAAAUGUCGGGUGCUGACAGUCGAUGCAGACAAUAAGAAGAUGUACCUGAGCAGGAAGAAGGCGCUGAUCGAGAGCUCCCUGCCGCYGUUCCUGAGUUACACCGACGCCCGUCCAGGUCGCGUCUCCCACGGUGUCAUCGUGUGCGUCAAAGACUUCGGCUGCAUCGUUCGCUUCUACAAUGACGUCAAGGGUUUGGUGCCGCUCACCGAGCUCAGCACGGAGCCCAUCAAUCCCAAGGAGAUCUUCUAUGUUGGACAGGUUUUAAAGGCUAAAGUUCUUCAGUGUGACCCGGAGAAGGCGAAGAUGUUGCUGUCGUUUAAGGACGUAGCCCAAGGAGAGCCAGAGGAAGACAUCAAACCUCAGUUAGACGUCGAAAUUGGAAAGAGGUUAGAAGCCAAGCUGGUAAAAAAGUUGGCCAACGGUCUGGAGGUCUCCAUCCUUCCUGAUGAGAUCCACGCCGUAGUUCCCACAGUGCACCUUUCUGAUCACAUGUCCAACUGCUCCUUGCUGUGGGAGAACCUUCAGGAGGGCGACCUCAUCUCGAACCUCGUCUGCUUCAACAAAAACAAGCAGAAUGUUAUGCUCACCAAGAAGCCGACAGUGCGGUGGUCGCUGGAGGAGGGGAUCGUCGCCACAGAUUUCUCAGAGGUCACAGUUGGCAUGCAGCUGUUCGGCUGGAUCAAAAACAUCAUGUCCUACGGCGUUUUUGUAGAGUUCCCGUACGGUCUCAUUGGUCUCGCUCCCAAAUCAGUCAUGUCGGACAAGUUCCUCAAGGACACGGUGACCGCCUUCCAGCUGGGUCAGACCGUCGUUGCUAAAGUGACCAACCUGGACGAGGAGAAGCACAGAUUUCUGGUCACUUUAAGGCCGUCGGAYGUUUUAACUCCAGGAGGAGACGCACAAACCCGACUGAUUAACGGACUGCAGGAGAGACGAGCCGUGAAUGAGAUGUUGGCUGUCAGAGAUGGAGGAGAACUCCGGCAACAGCUGGCGGCUCUGUCUGUUGGUCAGAGGCUGACGCUCACAGUGGAAAGUGUGACGGAAAACAAAGCCACUUUUAAGUCCGACGACCUGAGAGGUGCCACUUUUCUUGCUGAUAAGCAUCACAUGGCGGACUCUAAACUCACUGUAGGACAGAAAGUUAAUCCAGUUGUGCUUCAUGUGGAUAUCCUGUCUGCUUCUGUCCAACUUUCGUUUCUGCUGAAGAAGAAGAAAACGUUGACAGAAGACUGUAAAUACAUUGCUGAGGUGCAGUUCAUAGACGGAGACUUUGCUGUCAUCUCACUGUGUGGCACAGCUCAGCUGACUGUCAUCCAAACCAGCAGCCACAUGAACGACAUCGAGUUCGAGUCCGACAAACUGACAGUGGGGAAGACUUUACAGGUUGAAGUCAUAGAUCCCACCUGUGAGGAGCUGCAAGGCCUCCCCCUGGUGUCCUGGGCGGGCAGCGCAGCACCAAAGCAAAGCCACACGCCUUCAGAAAACCAGGCKGGGUCUCAGGGUCACCGCUUCGGUGAAAUCCUGCAGGGCAAAGUGCGCUCCGUGAAGCCGACGUCCAUUAAGAUCACGCUGGAGGACGGAAGCAAAGGCAGCGUGCACGUGUCCGAGGUGAUGGAGCCCGCCGACGUGCACGUGGGCUCCUUCCCCACCUCCUCUGUGAAACCAGGCAGCGUGGUCACCUGCAGGGUGAUCGGAGGGCGAGAAACCUCCAGUAAUGGAUUUCUGCCUUUCUCUCAUCCUAAUUUCACCUACACAGUUUCUGAGCUCACACUGAGACCCAGCAAAUUAGACAGCAGCGUAGAUCUAAAUCCAGUUUCAGCACAUAAAGGAAUGAGAAGCUAUGAAGUUGGCGAAGAAAUUACUUGCUUUGCAUCAAAGUUUCGUUCUGACUUUAAGUGUCUAGAGGUCACCUGUGAUCCGUCUGUCAACGGGACGGUCGAACUGCUGGCAAUGAUCAAGAAUCCUACUGAUGCUAAACACCCAGAGAAACUGUACAAGCUGGGUCAAGCAAUUCGAGCUAAAGUGGUGGAAGUCAGACCUCAACGCCUCAUUCUCUCACUCACAGGGAUCCAAAAACUAGAGAAAGGCGGCACUAGUUUAGGAAUAGUGACAGAUAUUCAGCCGCACAUCGGCAUUCAUGUCAAACUUCCCUUCGGCGGCGCGGGAACGCUUUGUGUCACGGACGUUUUUGACACCUACAAACCAAACCCACUGGCGGCAUACAGCAAGGAUCAGAUCAUCAGGUGUUACCUCUUAGAUUGUAAAAAUGGAAAGUGGGACUUGUCUGUGCGCCCAUCAAGGCUGUCUGCACAAGCCCAGCCAGGGAAGGACCCCGAAGUGUUGUCUACAGACCAACUAGAGAUUGGCCAGCUCAUCCGAGGCUACGUGAAGUCUGUGGGGGUGCAGGGGGUCUUCAUCAGGCUGUCCAGAAGCAUCACCGGACGGGUUCAGUUUCAAAAGGUCUCUAAAUACUUCAUCAAGAACCACAAGGAUCUGUCUAAGCACCUGCCUGUCAACAUGCUGCUCACCGCUAAAAUCCUCAGUGUUGACAGAGAGGACGAGUUAGUGGACCUGUCUCUGCUCCACGAGGACACCGGCAAGCCAGACAUUCUUCCAGAGUCUCUCAACCUCCCGCUGCGUCUCGACAAAAAUGAGACGAAAGCAAACAGAAAGCGUGUUCAGGCAGAGAGUGUGCAGGAGCAAGCAGAACCUCCGAUCCCAAAGAAGAAGAAGAAGAAGAAGAAAGCUGACGGGAAUGACAGCGGAGUGGAAGUGUACUUCAGAGAGGAAGAGGAUGAAGAUAAUAAACCUGCAAAAGUGACUGCCAGCUCAGCAGGUCCAUCCAGGCUGCAGGUGUCUGCAGGUUUCUCCUGGGAUGUGGGGCUGAGUUCUCUGAAGCCUGUGAAAGAUGAACAAGAGGAGGAAUCCAGCGACGGAGAGGAGCAAGAUGAAAAGACUAAGCCCCAGAAGAAGUCUCACCAUGAGCUGGAGCAGGAGAAGAAGUCUGCAGAAAAAGCCCUGGUGCAGCGGGAAACCGAGCUGAUGGAUCCAAACCUGCGGCCUCAGGACGCCGCCACCUUCGAGCGGCUGCUUCUAGCCUCUCCCAACAGCUCCCUGCUCUGGCUGCAGUACAUGGCUCAUCACCUGCAGGCCACGCAGAUCGAGCAGGCCCGAGCUGUGGCCGAGCGGGCCCUCAAAACCAUCUCUUUCAGGGAGGAGCAGGAGAAACUGAACGUGUGGGUGGCCCUGCUGAACCUGGAGAACAUGUACGGCACAGAGGAAAGUCUGAAGAAAGUCUUUGAGCGAGCCGUGCAGUUCUGCGAGCCGAUGCCGGUGUACCAGCAGCUGGCAGACAUCUACACCAACUCCAACAAAAUCAAGGAGGCAGAGGGGCUGUACAAGACGAUGGUGAAGCGUUUCCGUCAGGACAAAGCAGUGUGGUUGAGUUACGGGACCUUCCUGCUCCAGCAGGGUCAGAGCGACGCUGCCAGCAGCCUCCUGCAGAGGGCGCUGAAGAACCUGCCCUCUAAAGAAAGUGUGGACGUGAUCGCUAAGUUUGCUCAGCUGGAGUUCCGUUACGGCGACGCAGAGCGAGGCCGCAACAUGCUGGACAAAGUCCUGACCAGCUACCCGAAACGCACAGAUCUGUGGUCCGUUUUCAUCGACCUCAUGGUCAAACACGGAUCGCAGACGGAAGUCAGGGCUCUGUUCGAUCGAGUGAUCAACCUCAGCGUCUCCGUGAAGAAGAUAAAGUUUUUCUUCAAGCGCUACCUGGAGUACGAGAAGAAACACGGCACCCCUCAGAGCGUCCAGGCGGUUAAAGAAAAGGCUCUGGAGUUUGUGGAAAAUAAAGGCAAAGAGGCUGAAAGUUAAAGAGCUUCUGGACUCGAUCUGCUCAUAAAAGCUUGUCCAUAAAAUGACCAACAGCUCAGCUUGUAUUUACAUUGGGUUUUUUUUUUAUAGAUGUGGCGCAAUAGAUCUCUGUAAAAUGUGUCCUUAAUGUUAAAAAACAAGCUGUUUUAUCAUUUCAUCAACUUGCAUUUUAACUAUUUUGUAUAUUAAAUAACUAUCCUGGA
Molecule: messenger RNA, 5229 nt
Organism: Austrofundulus limnaeus
Lineage: Eukaryota; Metazoa; Chordata; Actinopteri; Cyprinodontiformes; Rivulidae
Gene: pdcd11
Product: programmed cell death 11
Biological process (GO): rRNA processing
Cellular component (GO): nucleolus; small-subunit processome; nucleus
Molecular function (GO): RNA binding; protein binding
Source: RefSeq, a predicted model, not a curated record